This is a messenger RNA of Exophiala oligosperma, 822 nucleotides long. RefSeq lists its product as uncharacterized. NCBI's taxonomy places the organism in Eukaryota, Fungi, Ascomycota, Eurotiomycetes, Chaetothyriales, Herpotrichiellaceae. The record is from RefSeq and is a predicted model, not a curated record. The transcript has a single exon. The coding region runs from base 1 to 822 and encodes 273 amino acids.
AUGCAAUCUACCACGUCUCUUGAAGGAAAGACGGCAAUAGUGACAGGAGGUAGUCGCGGUAUCGGUGCUGCGUGUGCCAUCCAGUUUGCAAAAAAGGGAAUUUCUGCUCUCGCCAUAACCUAUGUCAGCAACAAAGAAUUAGCUGAAGAGGUCGUCAAGAAGUGUCGAGGCCUCGGUGUGGCAAAAGUCGUUGCUAUUCACUCUGACCUCCUCGAUCCUCAUGUUGGACCCCAGCUCGUCGACAGAGUCCUAAAGGAACUAGGGGCCAAGACGAUUGACAUUUUGGUCAAUAACGCCGUUCUCACCAAGGUGCCAAUGUUCGAGCCUUUCGAAAAAAUCACCGUCGAAAACUUUCGAGAUAUGAUGCAGGGAGAUCUGUUCGGACCCAUCAACAUCAUCGCUGCUGUGUUGCCACAUCUCCCUCCCAGAGGUGGUCGAGUCAUCAACAUCUCAAGUUGCGCAUCGAAGCAAGCGGUUGCGGACCCUAUGAUGUUGUAUGGAGCUGCAAAAGCCGGUCUAGAUAGCUUCACCAGAUCGCUGGCCGCUCAAUAUGGAAUCAAAACACUUGCAACCUUCAACAGCAUCAGCGUGGGGGCCACUGAAACCGACGCCCUCCAGAAGGCUAUCGAUAUAUACCGCUCCGUUGUUGAUGAUCCGCAAGAAAUGAUGAUCCAACAGUGUACUGCAGAGAAAAGAGUGGCAGAUCCAGAAGAUGUGGCUUUCGUGGUGGGGUUUCUUGCCACCGAGGAGGCUCGCUGGAUCAACGGUGCUCAAAUUCCUGCAAAUGGCGGCGUAAGGGAUUUGAUCGCUCUGCAAGGGUAG